AUCGAUAGCUGCUAAGCAACCUGUGUGCAGCGGCUGGUAAACAAAUAUUGUUGAAAAUUUAUACAACGAAAACAGGCGUCCCGCGACAAAACCAAUGACGACGGAUGUCAAGCAGGUGUUAGCAAACUACUUGUGUAGCCAAGAGUAACACAAAACAGCCACUAGGGAAACUGCAGCUGUUUAUUUAUAGUAACAUAAUAACAACAACAAUAAAAAAACCACCAACCACCCCCAGUUGUGAGCUGUGUGAGUAGGCGUCGCAUAAUUGGCAGAAACCGCAAGUGCAAGGAUACGCGAUUUACAGUUACAGUUACAGUUGUUGUUGUCGUCACAGGCCUAUCGUCCCGUCAGAGUCAAGAUUUUAGAAACAAUAACAAAAUGGAGCAAAGCGUAACUGCUUCUAACAUUGCCACGGCUUCCACACCAGCGCCAGGCCCAACGACAGCGGCAAAUUCAAAACGCGGCACGCAGCAGGGACGCAAAAAGUCUGGACCGAAAUUUGAGUUAUCCGAGGCACAAAAAUCGGACAUCAAGGAGGCAUUUGAUCUAUUCGAUAACGAGUGCACCGGCUACAUUGAGGUCAAGGAACUGAAGGUUGCCAUUCGUGCGCUGGGCUUUGAGCCAAAGAAGGAGGAAAUCAAACGGAUGAUAGCGGAAAUCGAUAAGGACGGCAGCGGACGGAUUGCGUUCAAUGACUUUCUACACCUGAUGACAAUGAAAAUGGCCGAAAAAGAUACCAAAGAGGAGAUUUUGAAGGCGUUCCGCUUGUUCGAUGACGACGAAACGGGUAAAAUUUCGUUUAAAAAUUUAAAGCGCGUUGCACGCGAACUUGGUGAAACCCUGACGGACGAGGAGUUGCGCGAGAUGAUUGAUGAGGCGGACCUGGACAACGAUGGCGAAGUCAAUCAGGAGGAGUUCCUGCGUAUUAUGAAGAAAACCAGCUUGUAUUAAUCAAUUAUAUAAUGGAUUCCAAUUGAAUUCAUAGUGUUAAGCUGCAUUCACAUUCACAUUGUCUAAUUUAAACCGUUAUUUAAUAAGUUUAAGUUUAAGCUUUUGUGUAGCUAAUUUCUAUUGCCAAGUUAUUGCUACAUUUGCUCAACUUGAGCUGCUUUUUAUGUAAGUGUUAAGUGUGUUCCUUUCCAUAAUUGUAAAACAUAAGCUAAUGCACCGCCUGAAUGUUCGCACAGUUAUAAUCUCAAUGAUGAAUAAAACAUCAGCUAUUUAACGUUGUCAAUUA
This is a messenger RNA of Drosophila grimshawi, 1237 nucleotides long. Its product is annotated as caltractin. Gene Ontology annotation, biological process: mitotic cell cycle; centriole replication. Gene Ontology annotation, molecular function: calcium ion binding. The record is from RefSeq and is a predicted model, not a curated record. The coding region runs from base 379 to 951 and encodes 190 amino acids. The transcript has 2 exons. Gene Ontology annotation, cellular component: centrosome; centriole. Lineage: Eukaryota; Metazoa; Arthropoda; Insecta; Diptera; Drosophilidae.